CCAUGGAAUCUUUUCCAUGCGAUGGCGACCAACAAUUCGAAUCCGCGACACCAACCGUGCUAUAUUUUGCAUGACCACGGAAUUCCUUGCGUAGUUUGGUUCGAGGAUGCUGUCGCCUACUAUGGCGUCCCAACAAUUGUGUUCGACUUAUACGUCCUUGUAUCAGACAUUGACAGCCGCACAGGUGCUUAUCUAAAAUGGAUGGACUUUUGUUCUACAAGAGAAGGGCAAAAUUGGAAAUGCAAACGUAGAUUACGCACAGCGUCGUCUGAGACCACCACCUCAAGAUAGUCACGAAGCAGAACUAUCUAACCCUCACCCGCACACCUCUAUGCCUCCACCACCAGGAUAUGGCCUAGACAAUUCAAUAACCCCGUCAGUACUGUCUUUCCUCUAAUAGCAGGCUUAUUAGACGCUUUAAUCAACAACCUAUUAGACUGCCCCUCUAAUAAUGAUAUACUUUAAACCUAUAUCGCCCUUCAAAUCGCCUAUCUUUAUAGCUGGGCGCCUGUACUGCAAGAACGGGCGUUCGCAGAACGCUUAAUGUAUAAGCACCGUCAGUAUCAUUUCGAUGUCCUGUCUAGAAUGAGCCAUGGCACUGUAUCGUUUAUCUCUCAUCAACGUAGUGUUCGAGAAGCAUUACGAGAAAGGACACACGAGUUUCAAGAAUGCUCUGCUUGCGACAACAAGGCAUUGUUCAGU
Lindgomyces ingoldianus is the source of this 702-nucleotide messenger RNA. RefSeq lists its product as uncharacterized. The transcript is spliced from 2 exons. The record is from RefSeq and is a predicted model, not a curated record. The coding region runs from base 22 to 291 and encodes 89 amino acids. Lineage: Eukaryota; Fungi; Ascomycota; Dothideomycetes; Pleosporales; Lindgomycetaceae.